CGGGCGGAGGAGAGGGGCACGUCAUAUCUUCUGCAGUUCUCGUUGUGGAAGGUGUUCUAGAGUGUGGUAGUGAUUUUGAGUUUGCGCUUGAAGUUUUUUCUGAUAUUUUCAGUGUUAAAUUUCGAAUUGUGCUUAGAAUUUUCUUCUCUAUCAGUUCUCCUCUGCAGCUUUAAAUAAAGAUGCAAAACAAAAUGGACAACACUGAACCAAAAGGAAUAAAAGGUGAUGUUCAUCAACACCCAAUGAUGUCUGGACAAGAAGAUAAUAAAGAUUUGAAACAAUCUGUGAUGGAAGGCCAAGUUACAAUUCAGGAAAUGAUUCCUGAUGUUGAGGAUUACAAAUGUGAACAAACCCAAACAUCAGAUUGCAUUCCGCAAGAACCUAUGCAGAAAGACCAAGAUAACAUUCAGGAAAAGGUUCCUGAUGAUAAUGAAGGCCAAAAUACAGUUCAGGAAAAGCCAUCUUUUGAUAAAGAAAUUGAGGAUCAUGUUAACAAAAAUGAUUCUGAUGAUUUAAAACCACCUAUAUUAGAACGCCAAGACAUGCAGGAAAAGGUUCCUGAUGAUAAUGAAGGCCAAAACACUGUUCAGCCAUCUUUUGAUAAAGAAAUUGAGGAUCAUGUUAACAAAAAUGAUUCUGAUGAUUUAAAACCACCUAUAUUAGAACGCCAAGACAUGCAGAAUGGAGAUAACAAACUAGAUGAAUACAAGGAUCCAGAGGGAACUAAUGGAGAAAAUGAAGAUGAUAAAGUUGAUAAAGACAAGGAACUAGGAGCAAGUAGCGAUGAAGAUAAUAGGGAUAAUGAUGAAGAGGAAGAUGACGAUUAUGCGAGCCAGAGUGAGGAUAGUGACGUUAAUGAAGAUGAUACACUUGAUGAAGACUAUGAUCCAAGAGCAAGUAGCGAUGAAGAUAAUAGGGAUAACACUGAUAACGGUGACGAUUAUAUGAGUGGGAGGGAGGAUAGUGACGAUACUACAUCUUCGGGAGCUUUGGUUAUAGACAUAGGAGGACUGACUAAAAUACCAUAUGCUUUUUCACCUAUUGGAUGGGACAACUGGUCAACUGCAUUAAAAAUGGGAUUAUCAAAUGCUAUUAUCAAAGAACUUCAAGCAGCUAUUAUGCCUCUGAUAAAUCAGAGAACUCCAAGACAGGAGUACAGACAACCAGGGAUUCCACUGUUCGCCAUACCUGACUGGAUAAGAAAAGAAGAAGAAGAAAUUAGAAAACGGAGGCAGAUUAUGUGGGAAACGUACUACAAGGAUUUGGUCGAAGAUGGAACCUUGGGUCAUCCAUUGCACAACUUAUUAAAACGCUCUAACCAAUUAACUGAAGAGGAAUCUCCUAAAGAGAAAAAAGUUAAGCUGGAUGAUCCACUUUCAUUGGCACCUAAAGGCGAAAUGAUUCCAAAAUUGGUUGAACCAGGCUGUUCAGGGGUGAAUCAAGUCGCAGAAGACAAGGAUAAAGAAGAGCCUGAAGAGAUCCCUGAGUACUUUAUGCAGGUUAAUUCGAAGAUUGGUAUGGAAGUUAUUGAAAUUGAUUUGGAGUUUUCAAAAUUAAUUAAGAAUUAAAUUUAAGGAAAGAUUUUCUUUGUAUUAUUUUAAAAAAUGUUUACUCUAUCUAUGUUUAUUUUUUUUUUUAUUAAAAAUAAUCAUGUUAUUUUAUUUGUUCAUUUUAAUAAUAUAUAUAUGUGUGUUAAGUCGUUUUCAUUAAAAUAAUUUGUCAAUAAUAAAAAUGUAACUUUAGUUUAUACCUGUUAUUUUAUGUGAAUUGUUACAUCAAAUAUAAGUUUAAAAUUUCAACUAUACAAUUUAUAAAUAACUAGAUACAUAGUUAUUAUUCUAUGAUGAAGCAUUAGUUUUCAGUUUAUUGAUGAAAAAUAGGAAUUAUUUAUUGUAACAAUAUAGAUUAUUACAAUCUUUUUAUUAGUUGUUGGAAGAUUUUAGCUAAAAUUAUUUUGAUGAAAAACUACGACAUUGUUGUAAAAAUCAAAAUGAUAUACAUAUGCUAAGUUAGUUCCAAAAGCACACCAAAAAUUAUUAUUUAAUCAUUUGAAUAAGUUUCUAUUUACAGGUUUAUAAAUUACAGGCAUUUAAUUUAACUCAAUAUUGACUUAUAUUAAAGAAAUAAUAUUGAGAGAAUCAUGUUAGCUAAUUUAUAUAUAAUUGCUAACAAAUGCAACUAAUACAUACCAUAUAGUAAAAAUACAUUAACAAUUUUAUUAAAAUUCUUUUUAAUAUAACAAUUAUUAUUAUAUAAAUAAAUAAGCAUUUAAUGAUUUUCAAUAUUAUUUCACUAUUUAAAUAUUACAUAUUUGUUAGUUAUAUAAUUAUUAAUAUAUAGUUUUACCCUUAUUGUAUGUUAUUUACCCUUAAUGUGUUAUUUACCCUUAAUGUGUUAUUUACCCUUAAUGUGUUAUUUACCCUUAAUGUGUUAUUUACCCUUAAUGUGUUAUUUACCCUUAAUGUGUUAUUUACCCUUAAUGUGUUAUUUACCCUUAAUGUGUUAUUUACCCUUAAUGUGUUAUUUACCCUUAAUGUGUGUAUUAUAACAUUUGUACCACCUUUAAGUAUUCAUUAUAAUAGCAAUACCAUUUUAACAUGUAUAUUAUAAUACAUAGUUAUAUCAUCUAAAUGUUUUCAUAAUUAUAGUUAUUUUACUCCCGAUAUGUUCAUUAUAAUAGCUAUUUACAUCACUUAUAUUGUUCUUUAUAAUAGUAAUACCACCCCUUAUGUUCCCCUCAUAUGUUCAUCCCUUGAUAAUAUUUAUAUUCUUAAUGUGUUCAUUAUAAUUGUCACAGAACCUUAAUCUGCACAUUAUGAUAGUUAUACCACCUUAGUGUGUUCAUUAUAAUAGUUAUAACUAUGUAUUCAGAUAAAUAAAUGUUUUAUUUGGUAAUAUUUCUUAAAAAUAAAAAAAAAAAGAAAAAGAA
Messenger RNA from Nezara viridula (southern green stink bug), 2929 nucleotides. NCBI's taxonomy places the organism in Eukaryota, Metazoa, Arthropoda, Insecta, Hemiptera, Pentatomidae. The record is from the annotation of a GenBank genome assembly.